This is a messenger RNA of Saitoella complicata NRRL Y-17804, 710 nucleotides long. RefSeq lists its product as uncharacterized. The transcript has a single exon. The record is from RefSeq and is a predicted model, not a curated record. The coding region runs from base 111 to 683 and encodes 190 amino acids. Lineage: Eukaryota; Fungi; Ascomycota; Saitoellomycetes; Saitoellales; Saitoellaceae.
GCCUUGGCAGUAGCAUAGAGUGCAUUUAAUCGCCAUUCUCUCCGCUUGACGUCUACAUCAUCAUUGUCGUCCCCGACGUGUUUUGAAGAAACAGAGAAUCAGAACAGAAGAUGAACAGCAACACCGCCUUCCAGCUCUCGUCCCCUCCUCUGUCUCCCACCUCCCACAAGACCUUCAACACCGUCCGCGUCCGUCCCACCACUACCCGCCCGACCGCAUCCUCCCUCUCCCUUCUCUCCGGUCCCACUUCUCCCUUGGCCACCAAGAACCACGGUCACGGACACCGCCACGGUCACCAUGGCGAACACACUCCUGGCCCGAGCCCGCAACGUCCCGGGCUUACGAGAGCAGCUACGGCUACGGCUGACAUGAAGGCUGAGACAGAAGGGGAGAAACUGAGGAAGAUGACUGAGGUCUUGGGGGGUAGGCUUUCUGAGGUGGGUUUCACUCUUCUCCCGCAUUGCACUUGUCGCACGUCCCGCCCUACGAGAGCCAAGGGACAGCACGCCCAACGGCACACUGCGCUGUUAACGCGUCCUUAUGGCCGCUACGGCGUACUGGAUGAAAAGCGUCUCCGCAUUUCGAACGUGAAAGGCGAUUGCACCACGGGAAUAUUUCGGGCAUGGCUGACUUGGUGUGAACGUAGAUGGAGCUACUCGUCAGUUUCAAGCUACAUGAUUUGAGUUUGCGUUUGUCGGGUAAGUCGAAGC